Messenger RNA from Pedinophyceae sp. YPF-701, 360 nucleotides. The record is from the annotation of a GenBank genome assembly. Lineage: Eukaryota; Viridiplantae; Chlorophyta; Pedinophyceae.
AUGGAGGGGCCCGAGCCCGCUGCUGCGGCGGACGGGGAGCAGGGCGGGUCGCUGGCGAGGCUCGACGUCGUCGAGCAGAGCAUCAUCGAGGCGCUGAAGCUCGCCGGGGGCGUCAUGGCCGAGCUGGCGAAGGGCAGGGACGCGUCAGGCGUGGAGGCUGGGCGGCUCGCCACGGAGGCGCUGCACCGCGUGCGGAGGUGUCAGGAUCUGCUGAGGAGCGAGUACAGGUCCACAUCGACCGUCGUCAUGCCGCGCGCGACGGCCUACGUCGACCAGCAGCGCGUCGAUGUCGCGAAGGAGCGCAUCCAGAUCGCGCAGGAGCAGCUGCGUCACAUCGAGCGCGUCCUGUCCGGAGCGUAA